ACAUCAACUCCCGGCAUGCACCGCGCUCCUUCUUCCGCCUCUGAAUGGAAGUGCCGGCGGGUGAGCCGUGUUGUUGGUGUCAUGGCGGAGCGUGGGGGUUAUCGCUGUGUGGAGUGCAGCAGGGAAGCGGGGGAGCUGUACCGAGACUACCGGCACGGUGUGCUCCGCAUCGCCGUCUGUAAAUCAUGCCAGAAACCCGUGGAUAAAUACAUUGAGUAUGAUCCUGUUAUCAUCUUGAUUAAUGCUAUUUUAUGUAAAGCACAAGCAUACAGACACAUUCUUUUCAAUACAAAGAUAAAUUUUCAUGGGAAGCUCUACAUAUUUUGUUUGCUCUGUGAAGCUUAUCUCAGGUGGCUGCAACUCCAGGAUUCCAGCCAAAGUACGGAUCCUGAUGACUUAAUCAGAUACGCCAAGGAAUGGGAUUUCUAUAGAAUGUUUGGUAUAGCUUCUUUAGAACAAACUUCAUUUUUGGUUGGCAUCUUUAUUGCCUUGUGGUGGAGGAGACCCAAGAUGUUAAAAACAAAGUCUGACUUCAUUUUACUUCUCAAGGCACUGCUGUUGUCCAGCUAUGGAAAGCUUUUGCUAAUUCCAGCUGUUAUUUGGGAACAUGACUACACACCUUUGUGCCUCGUGUUUAUAAAAGUAUUUGUUUUGAUAUCAAACUCUCAGGCAAUUAGAGUUACGUUGAACUUGAACCGAAUGUUCCCUUGGUUGGCUAUUUUCUUUGGAUUCAUUUUGGAAAAUGGUGUGGUCUGUUUGGUCCAGAAAAUGGGAUGGGAUGUUUGAAAUGUCAGCUCAGACCUAAAGAAAUAUGAACAGGAUGAUGAUCAUUUUCAAAUGAAGAGGGUCAUAGAAUAUCCUGAGUUGGAAGGGGCCCACAGUCCAAUUCCUGGCUCCACACAGCACUACCCAAAAUUCAAACCUUAUGUCUGAGAGUGCUGUCCAAAUGCUUCUUGAAUUCUGGCAGCCUGGGGUCAUGACCACUGCCCUGGAGAGACUUCCAGUGCUUGACUUACCCUCUGUUGAAGAACCACACAGUUCCAUGCUGCUCCCUCAGGUCCUGUUGCUGUCUCCAGAGAGAAGAGAUUAGCCUGCACCUCUGCUCCCCUUGUCUAAGCAAGAUCUGUGCCAGCAGGCUCUGAAGACACUGUUUUUAUAGUGAUAAUGAAGAUGAUCAGUAAUAAAAAUUUUAGUAGACAGUUUGAGUAUGAGCUAAAGUGAGAAGAACUUGGAAGUUUGGCUGUUGAACGUGAUGAGCAAUGAAACUUCAGCCUUAGCUUAUUUUUCUAUAAAAAAUAUGAACAUUUUCACUAUCCUUAUAGCUUUAUAAAUCUGGCUGUGUAAGUGACUGAAAUAAAAAAGGUAUGCUAGAAAAAUGUUAGCGCUGUUAGCAAUCACUGCAUUUUGGCAGAAAGAGGGGGAUAAAUUGUUCCCUUAGAAGGAAGGAAAAGAAUCAGUGGAAAAAAUGUAAGAGCCAAAAUUGAUAUUUUUACAAAAGCAGAUUUCAGAGAAAAAUGAACAUGUGCAAACAGAUUUUUUUAAUAGAAAAGGCAAGUAUUGCAGAUUGAAAGUAGAAUGGAAAAAAUAAGUUCCAUUCUUUGGAUUGUUUAUUAUAAAUGCUCCAGAAUAAUGAAAUCUAGAGUAAUCUCUAAGAAGUACAGUUGUAACUGGCUUAGAAUUGGAUGUGAUUUUAUAAAAAGUGAAAUGUAAGUCGACUCAGCAAUGAGCUUUUAACAAGGAGACACUUAAGAAAGUUCUUCACUUUUUUUCCUUCACAGGCGAGGAGAGGGAUAGAUGGCCCACCAAGGAAGGAGCUGGCAGAAUUGAUUUUCUCAAGGCAGUAGUUAGGACACUGACCUACUCUUCUACAGACCUGUUUUCAUUGUGCUUCAGUCAGUGUUUAAUUUUCCCACUUCAGAUUUAGAAGGCUGUACUGUCUACAGGUACUAUUUAGCUUCUUCAUUUUUCUCAGGUACAGUCUCCUAUCUACCUUUUGCAAAAUGCAUUAGUUAAAAUUUUGCAACAUCUUCCAAGUUAAUUACAAACAGGUUUAGGGUAGGUCUAGAUUACGAUCACAGAAGACAUCAGACAUUAAAACUCUUGCAACUACGCGAGUGUUAAGUUACUCUGUUAGAAAAACAAAGGAUUGCUAAUUGUUUUUCAAUAGAUCAGAAGCCAACACCACGUAUGUACCACUUGUUAAAAUAGGCACCUUUCUGAGCUUGUGAUAUGGCCAGAGAAAGAUAAAAAACAAACAAAAAAAUCACCCAAGCCCUGAAAAAUAAAGUGCAACCCCAUUUAAAUGCACAAAACAAGUCAACACCAAAACUGUUCCAGUAAGCACAUAGUUGUGAGGGUGUAUGAGGGAUCCACCUUGCUGUAGCAACUUUGGCAACGUGGUAUCUAGAACAUGCUUUGCAUAAUUAGAUUUGGAGAGGUACUCCUCCCCCAUGACCUUUUUAAAAACAGUACAUUGCUGAUGGUGCUUUGAAGAGCUUGUCUUCCUACACUGGCAGACACAUCACUGCAACACAUGCUGCAGUUUGAGAAGGUGCAAUGGGAAAGUGCAGGAAAUAUUUUAUAAAAGCUUCAUGGAUACAAGUUUGGCCUGCUUUCAUUUUCUUCCUUCACCUUCUGCCCAUAGCGAAAGGGGGGAUAUGGUUCUGCUGCAGCAGAGAAGGCAACAAGAAUAUGCACUAGGAAAAUGCUGGUGUCCACUGAGUCAAACCCUAUUUGUUAUUGUAACACUCAUGCAAUAUUUUCCAGCUUUCUGUACAUACAAGGAAAAGAUAUUACAUGUAAUGUAAAUAUUACCAGUUCAGAAGCAAAAUAUAUAAAUAAAAUGUAUAUAAAUUAGAAGGGAACAAUCUUCUUAAGUUUAUUCAGAAUUAAAAAAUAACUUAUUUUGGGACGCUUUCUGAGUUUUAUUUAGUAGACCUAAAAUGGAAGUGAACACUUCCAAAGUGCUUCUAUCUUCUGUCACACAGGCUGAUAAUGUCUCAGCUUUGCACUCUGCAAUGCUGUCAGGAGCCACCAUCAUUCUUAUGCAAGUUUGAGGAAGAAGGAAAAAUUAAUUGCUGCGCAGCUGUGGACAAAAGUAGGUGUUGUACAUGCGUUUGGUCUUUCAGAGGCAUCAUUAUCUAGUCAUGCAGGGCAUGCCUUGUGUGAUUUUACGGCUACUAAUGUACCAGAGCUAAUGUGACAAGAGCAUUAAUACUCCGUGAAUCUAGUAGGAACGUGAGGAUUCUUUCCCCCUCAUGUGUGCGUGUUGACCAUUGACAGUGUGUGUUGAGGACUGUGUUUUUUAUGCAUUUGGGAAAGGGUCCCAUAUGGUGCUUCAGAGAAAACCUAGACUAUUUUAAGGUCCUGUCUGCUUAAAACAGUCAUGUACCUUUCACAUUUAUUCUUUUCUGUCUUUUGAUCUCAUCUUCCUUUCAUUUAUUUUUGCAAUGGAAUAGUCAUCUGUGCUAGAAAAUGUAUUAGAGAAAUAAAUUGUUUUGCUCAGAGCCCAGUAGGUUAUUGUGGCCUACAGGAGAAGGAAACAAGUCCAGAAUUGUCAGAUGGAGUGUACAAAACAAACAAUGAUGUUCUUUAGACCUGGGUUGUGCCAACGUUUAGUGAUUAUGCUGUGAACUUUAACUGAGUCCAUAGGUCAAGUAUUUAGAAAUUACUCUAUACGACAGUAGAGAACUGGAGUAAAAGUUAAAUAGUUAAAAGGAUGUAGAUGGCAGGCAGAAUUGAGAAGAUCAUUUAGAAAAAAAGGAGGGUUGGGUUUAAUCUUAAGAAAUGUUAAUGCAAGAGAAGACUGAGCUAUUAUGGAUGGAGUAUAAAACAGUAUGAGUAUGUGAUUAAGCAAACAAACAUCAUACUCCUCAAUAUUUCCAAGGAUUUUUCAGAAACUCUGGAAUGAAUGGAGAAUCAGCGCUGUUGCACAGCCCUUCUUGUUCACAGCAAUAGUAUGUGUUGCCUUAGGUCUCACUGGUGAAGAGUAGGCUACUACCCUUGUGACCUCAUUCAAGCAUAGACAAGUGAGUCCUGUCUUACACAACCAGCCCUAUCUCCAGCGCACAAGCUGCCGUUUGUUAUCCCAGUAUUCAUAAAACUGAAAGUAAGAUAUCCAUCUGCACUGGAAAACUAUUAGCAGCUGAUUUCUGUUAAAACAAGAAAGCUAUUGUUUUUUUUCAGGAACUUGCAUUUUCCCGAUCCAGUUCUCACCCAAGGAAGUAAUAGUAAGCGCUGCAGUGCCAUCUGGAGUUUAAGAGUAAAGCACUGUUGUUUCCAAAACUGGAAGGAACAUAAAAGCACUGUUAGUACAUAAUCUUUCAUUAUUUUUCAUUCUGUAAUAUCUCCAACCUUCUAAAUAAAACUAUUACUCAUUUUCA
Molecule: messenger RNA, 4382 nt
Organism: Coturnix japonica (Japanese quail)
Lineage: Eukaryota; Metazoa; Chordata; Aves; Galliformes; Phasianidae
Gene: ARV1
Product: ARV1 fatty acid homeostasis modulator
Biological process (GO): sterol metabolic process; intracellular sterol transport; sphingolipid metabolic process
Cellular component (GO): cortical endoplasmic reticulum; Golgi apparatus
Source: RefSeq, a predicted model, not a curated record